Uncinocarpus reesii 1704 is the source of this 234-nucleotide messenger RNA. RefSeq lists its product as uncharacterized. The coding region runs from base 1 to 234 and encodes 77 amino acids. The transcript has a single exon. Lineage: Eukaryota; Fungi; Ascomycota; Eurotiomycetes; Onygenales; Onygenaceae. The record is from RefSeq and is a predicted model, not a curated record.
AUGUCAUUAUUGUCAGGGCAACGCGCAAGACUACAAGGGAUUGAAGCCUGCGCCCAUAAAACAGGCUCUGCCACAGUGCCUUCAGAGCAGUCUUACAGAUUAACCCAUUUUCUUGAGCUCUAUAUUACGGAAGAUAUCUCAAAGGGUGUCAAUGCUAAAGAAGUGAAGGUCAAUGACGCUCUUUAUGCGGAGGAGAACUAUAUAAAUGGCAAUUUCAACGAGGAGCCAUACUAG